UUCACAUCAGAUUGUGGAAGCGCGCAAAAUGGAAUUUGUUUAUGUUUGAGCUCCAUCCUAGAUCAAAUCGAAUUAUAAACUUUAGAAAUAUUUUUGUAAAAGUAUAUGUAGUAUUGCAGUUUAAAUAUAAUUAUCGUGAUUAAACAUGUAUUCCACUAUAUCCGUUUCAAAGGGAGUCUUCGUGUUCAAAAACGGUGCAACGAAAGCCAAAACCCAUCGCCAACCGCAGAAAUGCCGUAGCCUGCUGGACCGUUCCGCCACCGAUGCUCUAUGGUACCGAAGCUAUCGAAAAAUGUGGACCAGGAUUCGCGAUCAGCUGGACAAGCUCCAAUCGUGCAGCUAUGGGAAAAUUUUGGACGACUUGCUUAAGUUCGUCGAAGGAUGCUAUCGAAGCUUGGAGUACGACGGGGUUCUGCCGACGGCGGCCCUACUCACCGGGAUCAAUCAAAUCGACCACAUGGCCCAGUUUGAAACGUUGGCCGGAAACAUCCGGAACAAUACGAUGUCCUUGGUGGUGCAGCUCCAGUCUCGGGACUGUCCCAGUAUGAAGGCUGCCGUGGAGACACUGGUGUCUGGGUUUGUGGAAGAGGAACAGCAGGACGGGGACAGUCGUAGACUGAGGAAGAAUCAGCUGAAUUUGGGUGUGCUGCGAGCGUGGUACCUGGAGAAACAUGGGCAGUCGGAUCAGAGGCCGAAUUUGACGGUAAUUGUGCCGGAUUUUGAGGUGUUCAGUCCGGACGUGCUGCAGGACUUGCUACUGGUGAUGAAUUCCUAUGCCGCGGAACUACCGUUCGUGCUGAUAUUCGGUGUAGCCACCUCGGUGGCCACGAUUCACAGUGUACUACCGUACCACGUGACCAGCAAGAUCAAGCUCAGCAUAUUCCAGUCGGAACCGUCCGUGGCCAAUCUGAACAAGGUGUUGGAAAAUGUCUUCCUGACGCCGUACUGUCCGUUUCAUUUGUCCGGCAACAUGUUCAAACUGUUGACGGACAUAUUCUUGUUUUACGAUUUCUCAGCGAAAGGAUUUGUGGAGGGAUUCAAGUACGCCCUUAUGGAGCACUUCGGUCGGGGUUCAAUCUACGCCCUAUGUAGUUCAACUAAUGAUCGCGAAGAACUGGAGGAAAUCGUGGAUCAACUCAGUGCAGCCGAUAUGGAGGCCAUAAGGCAACUGUCUUCAUUUCGGCCUCUUAUCGAAUCGUUGGACAAUCCCCAGGAAGUCAUAGAUUUCCUCACCAAUGAUGACUACCUCCGGCGCAUGUUGCCAUCGAUCGUGCUCGAUGUGCACAACUUCUGGUUUAAUUUUCAUUGCACGCUGGAUAUGUUGCUGGCUUUGGUACAAGAUUUACCUAAAGUACCGCUGGGAAAGCAGCUGAGAGAGCUCUAUUCACACUGUAUAUCGACGGAUGUCACUCAAACGGAUGAAUUCCGACAGUGCCUGCAAAUGGUUUCGCUCAUGUCCAAAGAGGAAAUUCUUACCAAAACGACGAGAAUGAUGGAAAUAGGUAUUAAAUAUGUGCACGGAAGCGACGAAGCUUCCGAUCGUGGUGUAACCAUAUUCGAAGUGGAAACGCUGGAAAAGAUCGUUCAGGAUUUGCAACGGUUAUCGAAUGAAAUUGCCUCUGCUGGGAUGGAGCGUGUCGCGAUAGUUCCAGCGGAAGCACCCGUCGGAAACUUGAUCGCAUCGCCCAAGAUGAGUCGCCAAGAGUUGCAGCAGAAGCUUCUGAACGCUGCCCGUCAACCUAAAGUGGAAUCUCCGUUUGCGCGAUCAGUGGGUAAUUUGGUGUCCUACCUGACCAACGACGUUUUCCGGAAGCACCUUCGGCCGUUCAAUCGGAACAUUCCGUUGAUCGAGCUGUUCGUGUACGGUGAAUCGGCUACGAUUCGGCGACACAUGGUCGGCGUUCCACGUGCUGCGGUUCACACGGCCCUGAACAAUCCACAGUACUACCUGCAGUGCGAAUGUUGCGAAUUAGGUGAGCACUGCAGUUUGGUUCCCACCCUGCCGGACCUUUCGGUGGCCUACAAGUUGCAUCUGGAAAGCGGCCGGAUGAUUAAUCUGUUCGACUGGCUGCAGGCAUUCCGGACGGUGGUGGACGAGUGCGGUGAACCCGAUGACGAUCAGGACCAACAGGUUGAUCCAAAGAUUCAAGCACGCUUUACAAGGGCAGUGGCCGAAUUGCAGUUUCUUGGCUUCAUCAAAUCUUCGAAGCGAAAAACGGACCAUGUCGCUCGGUUAACUUGGUAACUUGUAUGUAUGUAAUGUUUUCCAGUAUUUGUGUGGUAAUCAAUAAAGUUUUGUAAUCUUUUUACACAUAAA
Molecule: messenger RNA, 2317 nt
Organism: Aedes albopictus (Asian tiger mosquito)
Lineage: Eukaryota; Metazoa; Arthropoda; Insecta; Diptera; Culicidae
Gene: Orc3
Product: origin recognition complex subunit 3
Exons: 6
Coding region: 146-2245 (699 amino acids)
Biological process (GO): DNA replication initiation; DNA replication
Cellular component (GO): DNA replication preinitiation complex; nuclear origin of replication recognition complex; nuclear pre-replicative complex
Molecular function (GO): DNA replication origin binding
Source: RefSeq, a predicted model, not a curated record